AAAGUAUAUGAGCUAUGAGUUCAAAGUAGCUAGCUAAAUAACAUAAUAUGCAUAUAUUCAGCACCUGAAACUGAAAUUGAGUGGCCUUAUUAUAUAAGAUCAUUGUAGGGAACACACUUCGGAGGCACAUCCUAGGCCUCAAUGAAACUUGACAUUGGAAUAAGAUCAACAAUUGAACAUGGAAAAAAUGUCUUCAACCAAAACCAGAAAAUUAUCCAUCUAGGAAAACAAGGAAAAGUUGAAGAAGCCAAAAGGGUGUUCUCAAAUGUAAUCCACAAAAACCAUGCCACAUAUAAUUCCAUGAUAUCUGUGUUUGCCAAAAAUGGUAGAGUUAGUGAGGCACGACAACUGUUUGAUAAAAUGUCUCAAAGAAACCUUAUUUCUUGGAACACUAUGAUUUCUGGGUAUCUUCACAACAACAUGGUUGAAGAAGCUAAUAAGUUGUUUAAUGUAAUGCCAGAAAGAGAUAAUUUUUCGUGGGCUUUGAUGAUAACUUGCUAUACGCGUCAAGGGGAGCUUGAAAAGGCUAGAGAAUUGCUUGAGUUGGUUCCUGAUAAGUUGGACACUGCUUGUUGGAAUGCAAUGAUUGCUGGUUAUGCAAAGAAGGGUCGGUUUGAUGAUGCUGAGAAAGUUUUUGAACGGAUGCCGGUUAAGGAUUUGGUUUCUUAUAAUUCUAUGUUAGCUGGUUAUGCGCAGAAUGGAAAAAUGGGUUUGGCUAUGCAAUUUUUCGAGAAGAUGGCAGAGACGAAUGUGGUUUCAUGGAACUUGAUGGUGGCUGGGUUUGUUAAUAGUUGUGACUUGAGUUCUGCUUGGAAAUUGUUUGAGAGGAUUCCAAAUCCUAAUGCUGUUUCUUGGGUUACGAUGUUGUGCGGGUUUGCUAGACACGGAAAUAUUGUAGAGGCUAGGAAACUCUUUGACAGAAUGCCUUGUAAGAAUGUGGUUUCUUGGAAUGCGAUGAUUGCAGCCUAUGUCCAAGACUUACAAAUUGAUGAAGCUGUUAAGUUGUUCAAAGAAAUGCCAUAUAAAGAUUGUGUAUCAUGGACUACAAUAAUUAAUGGGUAUGUUCGGGUUGGUAAGCUUGAUGAAGCACACAAAAUUUACAAUCAGAUGCCUUACAAAGACAUAGCGGCGAAAACAGCAUUGAUGUCAGGACUAAUGCAGAAUGGAAGGAUAGAUGAGGCUAGUCAAGUUUUCAGUCAACUCGGUAAACGUGAUGCAAUUUGUUGGAACAGCAUGAUUGCAGGCUAUUGCCAGAGUGGAAGAAUGGGUGAAGCUCUCAAUCUAUUUAGACAAAUGCCUGUUAAGAAUGCUGUUUCGUGGAAUACUAUGAUUUCGGGAUAUGCUCAGUUGGGACAGAUGGAUAGAGCAGCAGAGAUCUUUGAGGCAAUGGUGGAAAGAAAUAUUAUUUCCUGGAAUUCUCUUAUUACAGGGUUCCUUCAAAAUAAUUUAUACUUGGAGGCUCUCAAGAGUUUGGUUUUGAUGGGGAAGGAAGGAAAGAAACCUGAUCAAUCAACUUUUACAUGUUCCUUAAGUGCAUGUGCUAAUCUUGCUGCUUUGCAAGUAGGCAAGCAACUGCAUGAAUACAUCCUGAAAAGUGGUUACAUAAACGACUUAUUUGUUAGCAAUGCUCUGAUUGCCAUGUAUGCAAAAUGCGGAAGUGUACAAAGUGCUGAACAAGUGUUUAAAGAUAUUGAAUGUGUUGAUCUUGUUUCUUGGAAUUCCUUGAUUUCAGGCUAUGCUUUGAAUGGAUAUGCCAAUGAGGCAUUUUGGGCCUUUGAACAGAUGUUAUCAGAAGGGACGGGACCUGAUGAGGUUACCUUUAUUGGGAUGUUGUCAGCUUGCAGUCAUGCCGGUUUAGCCAAUCAGGGUUUGGAUUUAUUUAAAUGCAUGAUUGAAGAUUUUGCUAUUGAACCCUUGGCUGAACACUACAGCUGCCUAGUUGACUUGCUUGGCCGAAUGGGUAGGUUAGAGGAAGCGUUCAACAUAGUGAGGGAGAUGAAAGUGAAAGCAAAUGCUGGAUUAUGGGGUUCACUGCUUGCAGCUUGUCGUGUACACAAGAACAUGGAACUUGGUGAAAUUGCUUCUGUGAGGCUUUUAGAACUCGAGCCGCAUAACGCCUCCAAUUAUAUUACCAUGUCAAACAUGCAGGCUGAGGCUGGAAGGUGGGAAGAGGUUGAAAGAUUAAGAGUGCUAAUGAGGGAGAGAGAAGCUGGAAAGCUACCAGGCUGUAGCUGGAUUGAAGUACAAAAUCAGAUACAACAUUUUGUCUCGGACGAUCCAGGAAAGCUGAGAACUGAAAAUAUUCAAAUUAUAUUGAAUACUUUAUUUGCACACAUGAGAGACAAGAGUAACAUAUCUGACAUAAAAUCAGUUUUUGACAUAUUAUGAUCGGAGUUAAGGUCUUCAUUGGUAGAUUGGUUAACGUUUUUAGCACUGAAGAUCAAGUGGGAGUGGUUGUUUCCCUGCGGUAGCGGUGAUUCAACGAGGAUUUAAACAGGGGGCGAUUGUUGUUGUGCGGCGAAGCUGCUUGGGAAUCACAGUGAGAGUGAUGAUGUCGUGUGGUGUGUGGUGUGGUGGCUGUGAUUCAACAACUAUUUUGCAAAUCAUUCUCUCACCACAUGGUUACAAUAUCUCGGCUUUGAUUUUGGCACAUUGUCCCUAUUCACAUUGGAUGAAGCUAACUUGCAGUGAUUUUGUUUAGCCAAAGCCAAUUUGGCCUAUGCUUGGAUAAAUUUUAGUUUUGGUCUGAAAUCUCAUUCUCUCACUCUAUGAAGCAUAGAAAUUUGGUCUGAACUGAUUGUUUCAAUAGUUUCCAUAUGAAGCUUGAAGAAAGCACAAAGGUGGAAGCUUAGGUGCAAAACAUCAUGCCUCUCUCAUUGUCUCAUGCAAGGUUCAAGUUCAAGCAAAAAUUAAAUUUUAAUGGCCAAGAUCUCCUUAGUUAUUAAAACUGUAGAGAAUUUGGAUUCAUAUUAACUUGACUUUUUCUGUUGCCAUGUAACAAGAAAAUGAAGUUUUAGACAUUUGGGGUGGCCAAUAUGGUUUUUGCAUCAUUGUAUUUCUAGUGGAAAAAGACAUUGAUGAAAGUUAUUUAUUU
This is a messenger RNA of Trifolium pratense (red clover), 3094 nucleotides long. RefSeq names its product pentatricopeptide repeat-containing protein At4g02750-like. Bases 142 to 2388 code for a protein of 748 amino acids. NCBI's taxonomy places the organism in Eukaryota, Viridiplantae, Streptophyta, Magnoliopsida, Fabales, Fabaceae. Gene Ontology annotation, biological process: RNA modification. The record is from RefSeq and is a predicted model, not a curated record. The transcript has 4 exons. Gene Ontology annotation, molecular function: protein binding; RNA binding.